UAAAAAUAUGACAAGUCAACCACCAGCCAUCACUAAAAGCCUGUCUGAUUCCAUUGGUCUCACGCCAAUGCUUGACAUUGGAACAACUAACAAAGUCCAGUUGCUCGCUAAGCUUGAAUUCACCAACCCAACUGGUAGCAUCAAAGAUCGCCUGGCCAAGUACGUUUUGGAUGAACACGAAAAACGCCACGGGAUUCCAGCCGAAAACAAGAGACGAACCAUUUUAGUUCCCUCAAGUGCCAAUCUUGGUAUUUCUAUUGCCACCUUGGCCGCAAAACGUAGCUACAAAGUUAUCUCAGUCGUGCCCGAACGUACUUCAAAUGAUCGUAUCUUACUGCUCAAGGCAUUGGGUGCAGAAAUCGUUCGGUCACCAAACGAAGUCAGACCUGAGGCUCCCGAGAGUGCGCACUCGGUUGCCAAAAAGCUGGCCGAACAGUGGGAAGAUGCUCUGGUUGUAGAUGAAACUCGUAUUGUUGACUUGACGCCUUACCAUAACCUAGCAGAGGAAAUUCUUCAACAGACAUCUGCGUCUUUGGACGCCUUGUUUGUGGGUGUAGAAUCUGGUGCGGCUAUGAGUGGCAUAGCUUCUUACCUCAAGCAGCGUAUUCCUGGUCUCAAGGUGUUUGGUGUUGAACCUGUGGGAUCGGGAUUGGGAUCUCACCAGCCUCAAGGGCAUCACGCAGAUUGGAAAGUAGAGGAUAUUGGUAGCACGUUUGUGCCCAGCAGCCUCAACAAGAGAGUUGUGGAUGAAUGGAUCCAAGUAUCUGACAAAGAAGCCUAUUCAAUGGCACGCCGAUUGAUCCGUGACCAGGGAGUGAUGUGUGGUCCAUCUUCUGGUGCAGUGGUCGCAGCUGCCACUAACCAUGCUGCGGGUAUUACGCAGCACACAACCCACACCUAUCGUUCUGUCGUCAUUCUCAACGACACCUCUCGCAACUACACCUCUACACUUUUGUCGGAUGACUGGCUUUUGGAGAAUGAUCUGGCUGACGACGUGGUCAUGCGUGAGUUGGAAUACCUUUCCCAUGAUCGCUAUCGUGCUGCCAGUGUCGAGGAUCUUCAGUUGCCUGCCGCAGUAACGAUUCCUCCAUCAGCCAGCAUAGCCAACGCUCUUGAUCUCAUGCUUGAACGCGAAUACUCACAACUGCCCGUCAUCCAUCCAGCCAACAAAAAGCUCGUUGGAUAUGUGUCACUUGCCUCUCUCCAGGCACGUCUUGAACAGGGCACUGUUAAACUCGAUGACCGCAUUGAAUCGUGCAUGUAUGCCUUCAACAAGGCAUCUGGCAAUCUCUCAAAGUACCAGGUCAUCACGCCCGAUACAAGUCUUGCUGAACUCGCCAAAUUCUUUGAAAAGAAUUCUUUUGCUGUGGUUACCGAUAGUCAGCGCAAGUGGUGUCUUGGUGUAGCUACAAAAUAUGAUCUCAUUAGUUUCCUCCAUCGCCGUCAGUUUCUCUAAAUGAUAUACAUAUAUCUACAUAUAUAUAUCCCAUAGCACAAUAUUGCCUUUUUUUUCCUUUUCCCCCUUUUAUUAUAUAUAUAUAUAUCAAAAAUAACAACAACAACAACAACAUGUAUAAAAAAAGUAAAAUCUC
Messenger RNA from Phycomyces blakesleeanus NRRL 1555(-), 1592 nucleotides. RefSeq lists its product as hypothetical. Gene Ontology annotation, cellular component: cytoplasm. The coding region runs from base 8 to 1456 and encodes 482 amino acids. Gene Ontology annotation, molecular function: cystathionine beta-synthase activity; cysteine synthase activity. The record is from RefSeq and is a predicted model, not a curated record. The transcript has 6 exons. Lineage: Eukaryota; Fungi; Mucoromycota; Mucoromycetes; Mucorales; Phycomycetaceae.